AGUGUUCCUCCUCAGCACAGCAGUUAGCACGAGCUUUUUGAACCUAAGUAAAAUAUACUUCAUAGUGGCUGAUUGAAGAAAGUGGUGCUCCUGCUGAAUGUCAGGCCUGUUUGAGAAAUAAUUCAGGAAGCCGAAAGAUUGUAACUACAAAGGAAAGUCCACUUCAUUCUUAAGUUAGUAUUCCAUUAUGGGGGAUGACUCUGAGUAGUAAUGUUAUAAAUGUCUUAAAAGUCUCUCAGUCACCUGCAGGACCAAAAUGGACAGGCCAUCCCAGGUGUGGUGGUCCCUGUUGCCAGACAACACUGCCUUGAAGCAGCAGCGAUUGCCAGCCUACCGGCUGCAGCUCUCAGCCUCCAAGGUCCUCUCUGGCUUCUUUGCCACGGGAGCAUUGUGCCUGGGCAUGGGCAUCAUCCUUCUAUUGUCUGCAAAGAGCACCAAGGAAAUAGAGAUAAAUUACACAAAUAUAUGUGCAAAUUGUGCAAAACUUCGGGAAAACGCCAUUAAUUUUGACAAAAAAUGCUCCUGCUCCAUUCCUUUUUACCUGCCAGAGACAAUGGAAGGUAAUGUUUAUAUGUACUACAAAUUAUAUGGCUUCCAUCAGAACCUCUAUCAUUAUAUUCUAUCCAGAAGUAAUAGCCAACUGAUGGGUAGAAAUAUAAAGGAUGUUGAACGCUGUGAUUCAUUCAAAACGACCCACAAUGGAACCCCCAUCUGUCCUUGUGGAGCUAUCGCCAACAGCAUGUUCAAUGACACCAUCAUUCUUUUAUAUAAUAUUAAUUCAUCUAUAUAUAUCAAAGUCCCAAUGCUAUCAAGUGGAAUUACAUGGUGGUCAGACAAGUUCAUCAAGUUUCAGAAUCCAACUUCCAAUGAUCUUCCUAGUGCAUUUGCAGGAACUGCAAAGCCCCCAAACUGGCCUAAGCCUAUCUAUGAACUGGACGAAGUGGACUCAGGGAACAAUGGCUUCAUCAAUGAGGACUUCAUUGUGUGGAUGCGGACAGCUGCCUUUCCCACUUUCAAGAAACUACACCGUCAACUCAAUCGAGUACAGCAUUUUACUGAAGGUUUGCCUGCUGGUAACUAUAGUUUCGACAUAACCUACAACUUUCCAGUCACCAGAUUCCAAGGCGAGAAGUCAGUCGUUCUUUCCACCCUGACGUGGAGCGGGGGCAGCAGCCUUUUCCUCGGUCUCGCCUACACAGUGACAGGCGCCGUGACGUGGUUGGCCUCCUUUUCCAUGAUGGCGAUUCACUUGAUGCUGGCCAAAAGGAAAAUGUUCUUCCCCAACUACAAAGUCAAGCUUUGAAAAGAAGAGCAGAAAGCACGGAAGUGGACGGUGAAGUGACAGAGCCAAAGACCUCUGACGAGGCUGGAAGUGACUGGGAUAUUUCAAGGGGGACUGCACUGAGGGGCCAGGUUCAAUCCCAGGUGGAUAAAUGCGAGUUUCCGGGGAGGCGGAGAGGAGGAGGGAAAGGCAUACUAUGUAUAGUAAAAUGUCCUUGAGGAAGAUAAAUCAUCCUUGAGCUCUGAACCAAGUCUCAGAUAUUUAUUUAAAGCCCUUGUGCCUAAGGGCGGGUGAGUGCCUGGGA
Molecule: messenger RNA, 1586 nt
Organism: Myotis brandtii (Brandt's bat)
Lineage: Eukaryota; Metazoa; Chordata; Mammalia; Chiroptera; Vespertilionidae
Product: cell cycle control protein 50C-like
Exons: 7
Coding region: 257-1303 (348 amino acids)
Biological process (GO): phospholipid translocation
Cellular component (GO): endoplasmic reticulum; Golgi apparatus; plasma membrane
Source: RefSeq, a predicted model, not a curated record